This is a messenger RNA of Fundulus heteroclitus (mummichog), 2462 nucleotides long. RefSeq names its product protein kinase cGMP-dependent 2 (gene prkg2). The record is from RefSeq and is a predicted model, not a curated record. Bases 134 to 2449 code for a protein of 771 amino acids. Gene Ontology annotation, biological process: protein phosphorylation. The transcript has 19 exons. Gene Ontology annotation, molecular function: cGMP-dependent protein kinase activity; ATP binding. NCBI's taxonomy places the organism in Eukaryota, Metazoa, Chordata, Actinopteri, Cyprinodontiformes, Fundulidae.
CGGAGAGGAGCUGUAGCUGUAGUUAAAGGUGGAUCCUGAUUGCUGCUGUAAACAGCUCGGUUCCGCUGCUGAGCGCGCAGCUGGGCUCGUCUGAAGGCAGAACCAGAUUCUUCAUCUCCUUCAGGACUUAAAAAUGGGGAACGGUUCGAUGAAAUCGAAGCGUUACAAACCCACCGACAACGUUUCCGCCUCCAACGGCCAAGCUCACAAAGACCUCUUCAAAAACUCCUCUCUGGACUCCCUGAGGGCCCGGGUGGAGGAGCUGGAGCGCGAAGGCAGAAGGAAGGAUGAGGAACUGUGUGCCAAGGAGCAGCAGAUCAAAGGUCUUCAGGAGCAACUGGCCCGGCAGACCCGGGUUCUGUCCGAGCUCAGCGAGGAGCUGCAGAACAAGUGCAUCCAGCUCAAUAAGCUGCAGGAUGUGCUGAGGAGCGGGGCCCCGGCUGGGCUGGCCUCGCGGCCCCCGUCCGUCAGGGCCAGCGGAAAGAGCAGCCCCAACCUGAGUGUCCGCAUCAAGGAGACCCUGAACAGAAGGAAAGGAGCCAAAGCCGGCGUGUCUGCAGAACCCACGUCGAGCAGCCUGCCCAAGUUCUCCUUUGAGAAGGCUCGGGUACCGAAGGACGCAAGCGUAAAGAAGAUGCUGACAGACGCCCUGAACAAGAACCAGUACCUGAAGAGGCUGGAGCUGCAGCAAAUCAAAGACAUGGUGGAGUGCAUGUACGAGUGCACCUACCAGCAGGGAGAGUACGUGAUCAAGCAGGGAGAACCUGGCAACCAUCUGUUUGUCCUGGCAGAUGGAAAGCUGGAAGUGUUUCAGCAAAACAAGCUGCUGACAUCGAUAACGGUGUGGACCGCGUUUGGGGAGUUAGCCAUCCUGUACAACUGCACACGAACAGCAUCGGUCCGAGCGGUGAACAAAGUGAGGACGUGGGCCUUGGAUCGGGAAGCGUUCCAAAACAUCAUGAGGAGGACGGCGGAGACGCGACACGAGCAGUACCGAAACUUCCUGCGAAGUGUUUCACUUUUGGCCAAUCUACCCGACGACAAGCUAAGCAAAAUAGUGGACUGCCUGGAGGUGGAAUACUACGACAAAGGAGAAUACGUCAUCCGACAGGGAGAGGAAGGCAGCACUUUCUACAUCAUCGCGCAAGGAAAGGUGAAGGUGACCCAAAUUACCGACGGCCACAAAUUGCCACAGAUUAUCAACACGCUGCAGCAGGGGGACUACUUUGGAGAAAAAGCACUCAUAAGUGAUGACGUCAGGUCAGCCAAUAUCAUCGCUGAUGAGAACGGGGUGGAGUGCCUUGUGAUCGAUAGAGAGACAUUUGACCACACAGUGGGGAACUUCAAUGAGCUGCAGAAACACCUCGAAGGCUACGUGGCGACACUUGAUCGGGACGACAAGAAGAGAUAUACCAAGAAGUCCGUGUCCCGACACCAAAGUCAGCCGCUGUCUCCAGAUAUCCUCCAGCUGAAGGAAAUGGUGUCAGUGUUCUCCUCAUCCAGGCCCUUUGAUCACCUUGAAGUCGUGGCCACUCUGGGCGUUGGCGGGUUUGGACGUGUAGAAUUGGUGAAGCUGAAGGACGAGGACCUGACCUUUGCUCUGAAGAUGAUCAAAAAGAAGCAUGUUGUGGACAACAGGCAGGAGGAACACAUCCACUCAGAGAGGAGAAUCCUGGCCGAAGCUCGCUCACCUUUCGUUGUCAAACUGUAUCGUACCUUCAGGGAUAACAAAUACGUGUACAUGCUGCUGGAGGCGUGUUUAGGUGGAGAGAUUUGGAGUCUGCUCAGAGACAGGGGGAGCUUCGAUGAGCCGACCGCCAAAUUCUGUGUCGGCUGUGUGACUGAGGCUUUUGAGUAUCUGCACCGUAAAGGCGUCCUCUACAGAGAUCUGAAGCCGGAGAAUCUAAUGCUGGAUUCAGAGGGAUACAUCAAACUGGUCGACUUUGGUUUCGCCAAAAAGAUCCGAUCUGGCCAGAAGACCUGGACCUUCUGUGGGACUCCUGAGUAUGUGGCCCCGGAGAUCAUCCUCAACAAGGGCCACAACUUCAGUGUGGACUUCUGGGCCCUUGGUAUUCUGGUGUUUGAGCUUCUAACGGGCAGCCCUCCGUUCUCAGGAAGUGACCAGAUGAUGACAUAUACAUUCAUCUUGAAAGGAAUAGAGAAGAUGGACUUCCCCAAAAAGAUCACAAGAAGACCUGAGGACCUCAUACGCAAGCUGUGCAGGAGGAACCCUGCAGAGCGACUCGGGAACCUUAAAAAUGGAAUAACUGAUAUCAAGAAGCACAGGUGGUUUAACGGAUUCAACUGGGAGGGGCUAAAGGCGAGGACGUUACCCUCUCCACUAAAAAGAGAACUCAGCGGACCGACUGACUACAGUUACUUCGACAAGUACCCUCCAGACGAGGACAGUCCCCCUGACGAGCUGUCUGGUUGGGACAUGGACUUUUGAAGGUUUCUUUGUG